Molecule: messenger RNA, 1524 nt
Organism: Ochotona curzoniae (black-lipped pika)
Lineage: Eukaryota; Metazoa; Chordata; Mammalia; Lagomorpha; Ochotonidae
Gene: MADCAM1
Product: mucosal vascular addressin cell adhesion molecule 1
Exons: 5
Coding region: 1-1524 (507 amino acids)
Biological process (GO): integrin-mediated signaling pathway; positive regulation of lymphocyte migration; leukocyte tethering or rolling
Cellular component (GO): membrane
Molecular function (GO): integrin binding involved in cell-matrix adhesion
Source: RefSeq, a predicted model, not a curated record
AUGGAGCCGCGCUCCGCGCUCCUGCUGGCGGCCACGCUGGGGUUGCUGCAGCCGGCACGGAUGCUCGGGGUCGGCGCUGGCCAGCCGCCGCCGCCGCCGCUGCUGCGGGUCGAGCCCCCGGAACCCGAAGUGGCCUUGGCGGUGGGCGAGUCCUUGCAGUUCACCUGCAGCCUGGAGUGCCCGCGCGGAGAGGUGGCCGACGUGCACUGGCGGGGCCUGGACACGAGCCUGGGCGCCGUGCAGUCGCACGCAGGCAGCAGCACGCUCACCGUGCAGCACGCCUCGCCUGCGGCGGCCGGCAUGCGCGUGUGCGUGGGCUCCUGCGGGGACCAGGCAUUCCAGCGCACCGUUACCCUGCUGGUGUACGCCUUCCCGGACCAGCUGACCGUCCACCCCACAACCUUCGUGCCGGAGCUGGAUCGGCAGGUGGCCUGCACGGCCCAUAACAUCACACACCCGGGCCCCGACGUGCUGUCUUUCUCGCUGCUGCUGGGAGACCAGGAGCUGGAGGGGGCCGAGGUCCUGGACCGGGACGUGGACGAGCAGGAUCUACUGUUUCACGUGACCGAGCGCUGGCUGCUGCCCCCGCUGGGGACCCCUGCCCCGCCCGGGACCCCUGCCCCGCCCGCCCUGCGCUGCUUGGCCACCAUGACGCUGCCGGGCCUGGAGCUGAGCCGCAGCCGCGACAUCCCGGACCAGGGCCCCAUGCACCCACCCCUGGCUUCCAGAUCCCCUCCCGCGGUGUCGCCAGCUUUCGGGGCCCAUGUCAACAUUUCGUCGGGGUCCUCUGAAAUCUUGCAGGACCUGACCUCCACAAAGACCCCGGACCAGACUUCUCUGAAGCCCCCCAACCCCACCUCUCCAAAGCCCCCUGACUCCACCUCUCCAAAGCCCCCUGACCCCACCUCUCCGAAGCCCCCUGACUCCACCUCUCCAAAGCCCCCUGACCCCACCUCUCCGAAGCCCCCUGACCCCACCUCUCCAAGGCCCCUUGACCCCACCUCUCCAAAGCCCCCUGACCCCACCUCUCCAAAGCCCCUUGAUCCCACCUCUGCAAAACUCCCUGACCCUAUCUCCCCAGAGCCCCCCAACCCCAAAUCUACCCCAAUGCAUCACUCUUCUGGGACUUGCCGCCCCAAGAUCCGCCAGGCACCACCCUCACAGGCUGAGUGGCAGGCCAGCUUAGAACUGCUGUGUGAGGCAUCCUGCGGUCAGGGCUGGACCGUGUACUGGACCCUGGCUCCAGGGGGCCUGGCAGCCUAUGAGCGGAGGGAGGCAGGCUCCCAGGCCUGGCUGAGGGCACCCCUGACCAGGGACCGCCCCGCCGGCUGGUUCCAGUGCCAAGUGGACCCUGGAGGCCAGCUGGCCCGCCUGUACGUCCCUGGACAGGAUGACUCCUCCGGCCCUGGGGUCGCGCAGCCGCCCCUGGCCCUGUGGACCAACGGCCUGGUGCUCGGCCUGCUGCUCCUGGCCGCCAUCGCCUGCCACCUGCGGAGACGCUGCCGCCACCGAACCCUGUGCUGA